AUGGAGGCGGUCGCAAUGUCGCCGUCAUCCGUCUCCUCCCACACCCACACCCACGACGACCAUGACUCCGCCUCCGUCACCGAGGGCAUGUCCUUGCAGGAAGGCCUCCUCUUCUCCGACACCCUCAAGGACCUGAGGAAUCUGCGGUCACAGCUGUACUCAGCUGCAGAAUAUUUUGAAGUAUUCUACCGAAACAAUUCGCACAAAUCUACGGUGAUGACGAGUUUGAAAGAUUACACGGUUGAAGCCGUUGUUAGCACAGUGGACCAUCUGGGUUUUGUGUCAUACAAGGUGGAUAAUCUUGUCAGCGAGAAAGCUGAUGAGGUUAACGAAACUGAAUUUCUAGUAUCUUCAGUUGAACAGAGGGUUCGAAUUUGCCAACAGACAACUGACCAGGAAGGAAGAUCUCAACAAGCUCUUCUCAUCAAGGCGCCAAAGCGUGCUCGUGAACCAUCUCCAACACCUAACGAUGCAUACCAUCGGUCACGGUCAUUGUCACCUUCUCGUAAAGCACGAGCUAAAUCUCCAUCUCCUCAAAUCGUGAACACAAACACUACAAAAGAAACAAGGGCAGGCUCGCCGAUACCAAAUUCUAAUCCUCUGGCACGGUCCGCUACAGUUGCAAGAAGACCGCCAUUGAACUCAAAGCAUUUGAGACAAACUUCGAUGCAGUUGCACACCAACUGGGAUCAGCACAAGGAACAGGAGAAAAACUCAAGCAAAGGCAGGGGUUUCCUCAAGUCACUGCUCACCCGGCGCAGGUGGAGGAACGAUGAGUCGUUGUACAGUUACUUGGAUGAGUACUGA
Miscanthus lutarioriparius is the source of this 807-nucleotide messenger RNA. The record is from the annotation of a GenBank genome assembly. NCBI's taxonomy places the organism in Eukaryota, Viridiplantae, Streptophyta, Magnoliopsida, Poales, Poaceae.